Molecule: messenger RNA, 954 nt
Organism: Rana temporaria (common frog)
Lineage: Eukaryota; Metazoa; Chordata; Amphibia; Anura; Ranidae
Gene: CSRP3
Product: cysteine and glycine rich protein 3
Exons: 6
Coding region: 191-775 (194 amino acids)
Biological process (GO): cardiac muscle contraction; muscle tissue development; sarcomere organization
Cellular component (GO): nucleus; Z disc; cytoplasm
Molecular function (GO): structural constituent of muscle; actinin binding
Source: RefSeq, a predicted model, not a curated record
GAAAAAGUCCAGGGACUGCUCAGGAGCUAUUUUCAGCCGUCUGAUUUCAGAGAUGUUCCUCAGCGUCAAUCAUCACCCGGGGAAAGAUCUUUCUGGGGAAUUUAAAGGGUCCCACAGUGGGAACAGACCUUCCACUCCCUGAGACGCCACCAGAGAAGCGCUCCACAGGACAGACUAUAAUUCUUGAACAAUGCCAAACUUGGGUGGAGGUGCCAAGUGCGGAGCUUGCGGGAAGACGGUUUACCACGCUGAAGAGAUACAAUGUAACAGCAGAAGCUUCCACAAGCCGUGUUUCAUCUGCAUGGUAUGCAGGAAAGCCCUGGACAGCACCACAGUGGCAGCUCAUGAGUCUGAGAUAUACUGCAAGUCCUGCUACGGUCGGAAGUAUGGCCCCAAGGGGUACGGGUACGGGCAAGGAGCUGGCUGCCUGAGCACCGACACCGGGGAGAGAUUUGGCAUCGAAGUGGCUGAGACCCACCCAUCCCGCGGCUCCCCGACCACCACACACACCUCCAAGUUUACGCAGAAGUUCGGUGCCACGGAGAAAUGCAACAGAUGUGGGAAAUCGGUCUAUGCCGCUGAGAAAGUUAUGGGCGGAGGAAUGCCUUGGCAUAAAACUUGCUUCCGCUGUGCAAUCUGCGGGAAGAGUCUGGACUCCACCACUGUGACGGAGAAGGAUGGAGAAAUCUACUGCAAAGUUUGCUAUGCUAAGAACUUUGGUCCAAAGGGAAUCGGGUUCGGAGGCCUGACACAGGUGGAACAGAAAGAAGGAUGAACCGGAGAAGAGUCUGCCGGAAUUAUAACCAUCCCAGAAAGCUGGAGUGCAACGAUUUCUAGAAGUCCGCCAUCUUGGAUUUCUCUGAUCAAUGGAAACUUUUCGUUUUUCUAUUAAGCAAAUGUGUUUUUACCUCUGAUUAUCAAUAAAAAUCGAUGUGCAUGCACACCUCCACCCAA